CAAAUUUAAUAAGAAAAGAAUGAUUUUUCCUCGUUCAGGUUCUCUAUUUUGCCCUCACAAUGGAGUAGUAGUAGGCUUGGGUCGAAGAUGAUACCGUAUUAUGGAUAGAGCUUUCACUCACCAAAAAGAGAGAGAGAAUACAGAGCAUCCACAACAAUACCACCAACCUUCUUCCCACCACCUCAAUAACCUUUGUGCUCCCACCUGCCUGCUACUUGGGAAGCUCAGGGAUAGCUGCAGAGCUUCUACGACCUUCAGCGGCCGCUACCUUUCUUUAUUUGGUUUCUGGGUCUCAAAGUACGUGCUACAUUGGUGCUCCUCCUCGGACAAAGUUAGCUCCUCGAGUGGCGCUACUGUUGUUGGUGGUAGUGGUGGUGGGUUUCGCCUCGGGAAGUUCAAGUUCAGUUGCAUGGUCGUAAACAACUCUGCUUUCUGCGACUCCCCUGGGUUUCUCAAAGACGAAGAAGCAAAAAUGGCCAACGGAAGGAGGCUUGGCGGGGGGAACAAUGGAGAGGUUGUUCGGACUUUUGGCGAAUUUAUGGAAGACAAAUGCAGAGAAAGCAGUUCGAGCUCCGACUUCUUGACCUCGGAGACGACAGCCCACGAGGAGGAAGAACAGAGUCGUUGUAGCUCCGAUGGAGAAGAGGAGGAGUCUAUCUCGCCCCCGCCGCCGUCCAUGCGUUGGAGCGUGAGAAAAGAUGAAGUCCCUGAUUGUACCAGCACCAAUAUCUCCGCCGAUGAGGAAGAGAAAGCGGGUGGGAGGAAGCCGAACGAACGCGGGUCUUCAAUUUCUGAGAUAGAGAUGAUGAAGGAAAGAUUCUCGAAGCUGUUGCUUGGUGAAGAUAUGUCAGGCUGUGGGAAUGGGGUUUGCACGGCGUUGGCUAUUUCAAACGCCAUUACUAAUCUCUGCGGUAAGGCCACCUCUCUGUUCUCUUUUUUUCCCCCCGUUACCAUUAACUCUAGCUUUCCCCCACUGUCUUUGUUUUUAACGCUGGUGGUUACAGCGACUCUGUUUGGGCAACUAUGGCGAUUGGAGCCUUUACCGCCAGAGAAAAAAGCAAUGUGGCGCAGAGAAAUGGAAUGGCUUCUCUGCGUGAGUGACCACAUCGUCGAGUUGAUUCCUUCAUGGCAGACUUUUCCUGAUGGAAGCAAGCUUGAAGUCAUGACUUGUAGGCCAAGAUCUGAUCUUUACAUAAAUCUACCUGCUCUCCGCAAAUUGGACAACAUGCUUCUCGAAAUAUUGGACAGUUUUGAGAACACAGAGUUCUGGUACGUUGAUCAAGGUAUCGUAGCAACUGAGACAGACGGGUCAUCGUCCUUUCGACGAAACCUUCCCCGCCAAGAGGAAAAAUGGUGGCUGCCGGUGCCACGUGUUCCUACCGGUGGUCUCCAGGAAGAUUCAAGGAAGCAAUUGCAGCACAAAAGGGAUUGCACAAACCAGAUACUGAAAGCCGCAAUGGCAAUCAACAGUAUUGCUUUAUCUGAUAUGGAAGUUCCUGACUCCUACUUGGAUGCUCUCCCAAAGAAUGGGAAGGCGAGCUUAGGGGAUCUAAUUUAUCGAUACAUUUCGUCGGACCAAUUUUCCCCGGAAUGCCUCCUGGAUUGCCUUGAACUCUCCACCGAACACCAAGCUAUAGAACUUGCGAAUCGAGUCGAGUCGUGCAUCUACGUGUGGCGAAAGAGGUCCAACUCCAAAUCCACAGGCAACAGCAACACGUCUCGGUCGAGCUCCAAGUCUUCGUGGGAAUUGAUGAAAGAGCUGAUGGUAGAUGGAGACAAGAGAGAAUUGCUUGUUGAUCGAGCGGAAAGCUUGCUUCUCUGUUUGAAACAGAAGUUCCCUGGUCUACCCCAGACAGCUCUAGACAUGAGCAAAAUCCAAUACAACAAGGACGUUGGGAAGUCAAUUCUGGAGAGCUACUCGAGGGUUUUGGAGAGCUUGGCAUUCAACAUCGUUGCAAGGAUUGAUGACCUGCUCUACGUGGACGAUCUAACCAAACAUUCGGACCAGUUCCCUUCCAUCUCUAAAGUGAGUGUGAUUGCUCACCGGAGCGUCAAUAUCCCAUACUCUGUUCCGGUGUCGAACAGUCCAUUCAAAACAGGAUUCACGGGGCCAAACUUUUCACCGGCGGCGGUGAAAGGGGAGAAUGCGACAAAAUCACCCUUCAGGACUAGUGGGAAGAUACCACAGCGAGGGUUUGGUGUGAAGAAGGUGUUGACGGACUAUCUUAGCGUGGAAGGGAAGCCGAACAAGGAUUAUGGUGGUAUGAGUGAGAAUGAAGGAACAUUGGAGAAGAGGAUUGAGAAGAAAGCUGCAACCACUUCUCAACGUGGGUUUGAAUCUUGUGACCGGUUAAGAGAAGGCGUGGGGUCGUGCAGUGGCUCACCAGCUGAGGAUCUGUAGGUUUUGGGGACUACUGAGAACAUGUAAUGCUCUUCUUUCUUCAUUUUGGGGACAAUGGAGAUCUGUAAAGUUUAGGGAUGGCUGCUGGUGAUAUAGUAUGUGAAUUCCAUCUUUACUUUUGCAGAUGACAUAUAUAUGAAGAUGCCUUCAACUUCUUCCGAUAAUGAGAUAAAAUAAAGGGUUAAUAGCUCCUUUACUAUCGCGAGAUAAUUAACA
Molecule: messenger RNA, 2617 nt
Organism: Linum tenue
Lineage: Eukaryota; Viridiplantae; Streptophyta; Magnoliopsida; Malpighiales; Linaceae
Source: the annotation of a GenBank genome assembly